AUGCAUCUCUUCACUUUCCCUUUUACUAUCCUCCUUCACUCCCUCGUCUUUCUCCCCUCGACACAGGCAUGGGGCUCCCUCGGCCACCGCACCGUGGCCUACCUCGCAUCUCUCUACUUCACACCGCAAUCCACCACGUUCACCAACCAGCUCCUCAACGGCCAGGACAUUUCUGAAGCGGCCCUCUUCCCCGACAAAGUCCGCCACAUGCCUUCUUUCGCCUACACGGCCGGCUGGCACUACAUAGACGCGCAGGACGACCCUCCGCGCCAGUGCGGGAUCAACAUCACGCGCGACUGUCUGCCCAAGGAUGGCGGAUGCGUCGUGAGCGCCAUCGCGAACCACACGUCCCGCGUCGCCGAUGCCACCCUCUCACGCUUCUACCGCGGGCAGUCGUUGCGCUUCAUGAUGCAUUUCUUCGGCGACGUCCACCAGCCUCUACACACCGAGAACCGGUCUCGAGGCGGCAACGACAUUCCUGUCUCCUUCGACCACCACGCCACCAACCUCCAUAGUGUAUGGGAUACUUUUAUCCCCAACAAGCACGCUGGGCCAGAUACGCGCGACCACGACGACGAACUCCUCGCCGCGUUCCGCUGGGCACAACGCCUGUUCGCCCAAUCCCAAUCCGAACCCCACGACACCCACUCAUCCCCGACCGCCGUGACCAACAACGUCGACGAUGAAUGUCUCUCUGACGCCACGGACUGCGGCUUAUUGUGGGCCUCGGAGGCAAACGCCUAUGUAUGUUCCUACGUCCUGGCGCACGACGUACUGCACAAGGACCUCGGCGGGACGUACUACGAAGGCGCCGUGCCCAUCGUAGACGAAUUGAUAGGCAAAGCGGGCCGAAGACUAGCUGCGUGGAUCAACGCCAUUACAAGUACCUCUGGAAUGGACCUAGGAGAGUCUACGUUGACGACGACCGACGUCGACAUGUCCGCCGCGGGUGAGGAUGGGGAUGAGGGCAUGGUGGAUCUACCACAACAACACCACAUAUUGGUCCUUCAGCCGGGAGAGUGA
Molecule: messenger RNA, 1023 nt
Organism: Exophiala spinifera
Lineage: Eukaryota; Fungi; Ascomycota; Eurotiomycetes; Chaetothyriales; Herpotrichiellaceae
Exons: 1
Coding region: 1-1023 (340 amino acids)
Biological process (GO): DNA catabolic process
Molecular function (GO): nucleic acid binding; endonuclease activity
Source: RefSeq, a predicted model, not a curated record